AUCCAGGAAAAACAACGGAACAUCUCAGUCCAGAAAAGCGCAGCACUGGGAACAGCAAAGAUACUGCGCAGAACUCUCAAGCUCCCAGGACCUGGUAGACGACCCGAGCUGAAUGAGGGUGAGAGACCAACCACCGUAGAAGUAAAACGAGAGUUCCUGUUGUGGUGGUUCAUUCCUCCUCACUGCAUCAUGGCGUCUGGGUGUUUGUCCGAGGACCUGACCUGCUCCAUCUGCCUGAGUCUGUUCACGGAGCCGGUCGUGCUGCCCUGUGGACACUCGUUCUGUCGGGACUGUAUCACCAUGUCUCUGGACAAACACUCCCACUGUCCACAGUGUCGCUCACCCGUGGACACAAAGACAAAAACCCUCAGCUCCAACCACGUGCUCAAGGGUCUGGUGGAGAGAGUCAAAGAGACGACCAAGCAGAAGCAAGAGUACCUCAAGGACAAGGAGAGAGCUGAGUUCCUGUGCCCGGAACACGACGAGAAGAUGAAGUUGUUCUGCAUCACAGACCAACAGCUGAUCUGUGUGAUCUGCAGAGAUUCUCACAAACACGAGAGACACACCUUCAAACCUGUGAGUGAAGCUGCUGCACUGGUGAAGAGCCAGCUGCAGGGUCUGGCCAAAAACAUCUGUGAAGACACCAAAGCUCUGGAAACACUGGUCAAGAGUCAACAAAAAGAAAUCCAGACGACCAAGCAGCGCUCCAAACAACUUCAGACACUCAUCAGCUCCAGCUUUGAGAACAUGUACACGUUUCUGCAGAAGAGAAAGAAGGAGCUCAAGGAGAAGGUGACGCAUCAGGAGGAGGAAGCUCUGCAGAAGAUGACCGAGCGUUUGGGUGAAGUAAAAGCAGCUAAAGCUGAGAAUCAAAAGCUCCAGAAAACAGUGACCACAGCAAUAAAGAUCACAGAUCCUGAAGGUUUUCUGAAGAUGUGGUCUGGACAGAGUGAAGCCAAAGCAGCUCAAGGCUCCUUCAGGCACAAAAGUGGAAACUUCUAUGUGGAGGAGAGAGAGGUGUCCCUGGGCCCGUACGAGAGCCACCUGCAGGUGUUUGUGUGGAAGGAGAUGGUUCAGGUGCUGCAGCCUCGAGAAGAACAUCUGUCUCUAAAAUCUGACCAAACCAGUCUGUCUGUGUCUCAGGACAAGAGCGCAGCUGUAUUCCAUCAAACUAAGUAUACAAAUGCUACAUCUUACUACUCAGGGUAUAAUAGAGGUUAUGGAAGCCGAAACUCCUCUGCCCAACUCCACCCAGAGCACCAACACGUUUGCUGGGCAGCAUUACUGGGAGGUUUAUGUUGGAGCACAGAACAUGUGGGAGCUGGGAGUGUCUGAAAAGUACUUAAAGUACAAUUCUGAUUACUGUCAGAUCCACUCGUCAGGCUGCAACACUUCUCUAAAUAUUCAGGACAAACCUAAGAAAGUGGGACUUUACCUGGACUGUCCCCGAAGAGAGUUGUCCUUCUACAACGCCGACACCAUGAAGCUCCUGCACACUGAGAGAUUAACCUCCACUAAGUUCCCCGUGUCCGCGCACUUCGGUUUGGGAAACACACUCGACAGUCCUCUGGUGGUGUGCACAUACGGAGCUCAGAGUAAACCUCUGCGAGAUGGAGCGGAAUGAUUCUGUGUGUUGAGAUGUUUGUUUGUUUGUUUGUUUGAGAUUUUCAUUUAUGUUUUUUGUGGGUUUUUGUUUCUUGGAGAAGUUUGACCUUAAAUCUCUGUCAGUUUUUAACCUCGUUAUAUUUGAAUCUCGUUGGUGCAGCAGGAGUUUAUCUUUGUGUCUCUGUUGUAUCUGUGAGCACUUCUGGUCUCAUGUUCUGAUGAUGAUGAUGAUGAUGAUGAUUCUGUGUCUGAAGUUUUUCUGCAAAUAAAUGUAAAUCAAAAAUCUUCA
This is a messenger RNA of Boleophthalmus pectinirostris (great blue-spotted mudskipper), 1894 nucleotides long. Its product is annotated as zinc-binding protein A33-like. The record is from RefSeq and is a predicted model, not a curated record. Gene Ontology annotation, biological process: protein ubiquitination. The transcript is spliced from 3 exons. NCBI's taxonomy places the organism in Eukaryota, Metazoa, Chordata, Actinopteri, Gobiiformes, Gobiidae. Bases 190 to 1335 code for a protein of 381 amino acids. Gene Ontology annotation, molecular function: ubiquitin-protein transferase activity; zinc ion binding.